Messenger RNA from Pelobates fuscus (common spadefoot toad), 3545 nucleotides. Its product is annotated as zinc finger protein 605-like. Gene Ontology annotation, biological process: regulation of transcription by RNA polymerase II. The transcript has 6 exons. Gene Ontology annotation, molecular function: DNA-binding transcription activator activity, RNA polymerase II-specific; RNA polymerase II cis-regulatory region sequence-specific DNA binding. Gene Ontology annotation, cellular component: nucleus. Bases 137 to 2758 code for a protein of 873 amino acids. The record is from RefSeq and is a predicted model, not a curated record. NCBI's taxonomy places the organism in Eukaryota, Metazoa, Chordata, Amphibia, Anura, Pelobatidae.
GGGGGAGCACGGCAGUGAGGGGAGGGGAGACACGGGGAGAAGCAGACAGACACAGGAGCCGAUACCAUGAGCUGCUGUUGAUGUCCAUGUCUGUCUCCUGCAGAACCAUUAUUGUGCUCCAAAUACGACAGCCAUUAUGGACUUUGAAAAGGAAUACAAUGAAACCUUAAGUCCACCAAGUUGUCCCCAACAACUUCUACCAUGUGACUACAAGGGCAUUAAAGUUGAGGAUGUACAGAUUGGAGAAGUCCCAUCUCUCCUGUCCUUUGAGCAGAAACUGUUUAAAUCGGACCCUGAUUCUGUAAAUCCUGAAAUUCAUGCCACAGAAAUGACAAGUUUGAAAAAUAAGAUAAAACCUACAAUUAUUGCAGAGAUGCCAAAAGUCAAUGUGAUGAGACAUUUUCCCAGAAAGGCAAAUUACAAAAGGAAAGUCCAUUAUGAAUGCUCAGAUUGUGGGAGAACCUGCAGAGAUAAAUCCAACUAUUUACGUCACAUGAGGACCCACACAGAAGAAAAACCUUUUGUCUAUAUAGAAUGUGGAAAAGACUUCAAUCAAAACUCUCAACUUGUGAGGCAUAAGAGAACACACAGUGGGGAGAAACAACAUGCCUCCUCGGAAUGUGGGAGAACCUUCAGCCAGGAUGACCAGCUGGCAGAACACAUGUGGGAAGAUAUGCCAUACAUGUGCACAGAGUGUGGAAAAUGCUUCAAAUGGAUGUGUAAAUUGGUGGCCCACCAGAAGAUCCACUCAGGUAACCGACCAUUCCUGUGUAUGGACUGUGGAAAAUGUUUCAGCCGCAAGGAGCACUUGAUAAGACACAGUAAACUCCACACAGGGGAGAAACCCUUCAUGUGUUCAAAGUGCGGAACAGGUUUCGCUCGAAAAGAGCACCUGAUGCGACAUAGCAAGGCUAAGAACACUGAGUGCGCCGGGUACAAGAAGAAAGUGUCACUCAAAAUUCAGGCUACUGGGAAUACUACAAAAUGGAGAACAAAUACUAGGAGUGCCAAUAAGGAACCUGACCCGGAUAAAACUAUUAUAAAGAUGGAAGUCAUGUCUGAUAUGGUAGAAGAGAGUCCGUCUGAUAACUCUGAAAGGAUCAGCACUCCUGUAACUGGCUCUCAAGAUGGCGAUAAUAUGAUACCUGGGGACAAGCUUCCAAAUGGGAUCAAGCAAGAACCUGAGGAACAAAAAAUUGCUUUUGAGCAUUACAAAUAUCUGGAAAAUUCUGUAUUACUGCCAGAAAAAAAUGACUAUGGCUUCAGGGGGCAUUCACAGAGUAACCUGAGGCAGAAAGCCAGAAUAGAGCCCCAGAGAAGGGUGUACAUGUGUAUGCAAUGUGGCCAAGUCAGCUGCAACAAGUCCAACCAUCUGCGACAUGUGAAAACGCACAGCAUAGCGAAGCCCUUCACGUGUAUGGAGUGCGGGAAAUGCUUUGCUCACAAGUGCCGGCUGGCUAUGCACAUGAGGAUCCAUACAGGAGAAAGGCCUUUCUCGUGCACGCUUUGUAAUAAGACAUUCUGCCGCAGCUCCCAGCUUUACAACCACAAUCGGACCCACACUGGGGAGAAACCUUUCCCCUGUAAGCAAUGUGAGAAACGUUUCAGUUCCUACUACCAACUCGUCAUCCAUGUUCGGGUUCACACUGGGGAAAGACCCUUCGCCUGCUCAGAAUGUGGAAAGUCAUUCAACGAGAAGAAACACCUCCUGAGGCAUAAAAGAGUCCACUCCGGGGAGAGGCCUUUCCCAUGCCAGACCUGCGAAAAGCGAUUCAGCCGCAAGGAACAUCUGGCUCGACACCAGAAAGCUAGGGGGAGCCAGUGCCAUCAGAACCAGACCAGGGGCGACCAGCAAAGAAAGACAGGCCGGCAAGUGGUUCCAGUCACUGAGGGUAUCAAGCAGGAGAGGAACGAGGCCUGCUCCCCGGUGUACCUGGGUGAGGAGUACUGCAGAGCACUGUUCCGCCAGGAGGUUCAGAGAAACCCGGAGCUAGUACAGGGAUCCUUUGGUAAACCCUCCAUCAUGCAGGUUGCUCCAAAUCAGUUACAGCUGGCAGACAGGCGGUACUCAGACACCAGCUCCUCGGUGUGUCCAGAAAGGAAAGAUAAGCUGGGGAGGAAUAAUCUGACAUGGAGUCUGUUUGUGUGCAGUAUUUGUGGGAGAGGCUUCAAUAAUCGACCAAACUAUCUGCGCCAUCAGAGGACUCACACGGGGGAAAAGCCCUUUUUAUGUACAGAGUGUGGAAAGCGUUUUACCCAAAGCUCCCAGCUUGUUACCCAUCGCAGGAUCCACACCGGGGAGCGUCCUUAUCAAUGCUCUGAGUGUGGUAAGAGCUUCUGUCAGAAUUCCCAACUAGUUACACACCGCAGGACCCACACUGGCGAGCAGCCAUAUAUUUGUGUGGAAUGUGGGAGAAGUUUUAACCGAUACUCGCAGUUUAUGAUCCACCAUCGAACGCACACUGGGGAGAAUCACUAUUCCUGCAAUCUAUGUGAGAAGAAAUUUACUCGGAGCUCCUGGCUAAGCAAGCACAAGCUGACCCACACUGGAGAGAGGCCGUACAAGUGCACGGAGUGUGGGAGCUGCUUCAAUCAGAAGGAGCACCUACUGAGGCACCAGAGAGCACACACUGGGGAGAGACCCUAUCCGUGUUUACUUUGCGGGAAGAGAUAUGGUCGCAAAGAGCAUCUUGUGAGACACCAGAGGUUCCAACCGGAGUGUUCCAAGUCCAACGCCGGUGGUAUUCUAAAUAGUUAAUUGUGUUGUUUAUUGUGUUCGAUAAUCUGCUUACCUGGCAAAAUAGAAGGAAUGUAAGCAGUGCCGCAAUAAAAUACAGCUGUCCGUUUUAAAACUAACCCUGAGUCUUUUAGUGUAAUCAUUGAACUGUGCAUUUCACUGAUUGCUCAUACGGAGAUCUGAUUGGUUCGGCUAACACCAGCCAUUAACAUAGUGUGUAACCUUAAAGGGACACUAUAGUCACUACAACAACUUUAGCUUAAUGAAGCAGUUUUGGUGUAUAGAUCAUGUCCCAGCAUCUCACUGCUCAAUUCUCUGCCACUUAGGAGUUACAGGCCUGGCCGUGACUCACACAGCCUGCAUGAAAAAAUGGCUUUUGUAGCUGAAUAGACACUUGCCAGCUACGUUUAUUCCCUUAUUUGGCUGUCCGUACCUCCCCUGUUACAGUACUGUGUCUUUUCCCCUGUUAUUUCGAGUGGUUCCUCUUUGGCCGUUCGUCAUCCCAAAUGAGGACCACCCCUUUGCCCCAAUUAGAACGUUGACACCAGCCCCUUAAGUAUGAAAACCGCAAGGGAAACAAUGAGUGCUUCCCCUGGGUGGCCGCCAUUUCCUAUAACCGAACAUGUGGCAGAAAGAAUGGCGGCCAUCUUGUCUUCCAAAUGAGUGCAGCGGUACUUGGUCCUCGAGUGCCUGGAACUCUUUUCGGCUAGGAAGGACAAAACAAAAGAGACCUGGAAGCCUGAGAGGAGCACUCGGAGGCAAGGGGUUAACCCUUAGGGAACUACAAAAGUAGUAUGCACAGAAAGGA